Molecule: messenger RNA, 11328 nt
Organism: Lineus longissimus
Lineage: Eukaryota; Metazoa; Nemertea; Pilidiophora; Heteronemertea; Lineidae
Product: titin-like
Exons: 2
Coding region: 1-11328 (3775 amino acids)
Source: RefSeq, a predicted model, not a curated record
AUGCAGCCUGCAGAGAUCCCGUUAACCUCAGAGCCUGUGGAACCACAGGAGUCUUUGACCAUUGAAAGCGCUGUUGCAGUUUCCUCCGAGCCACAGUCUGUCUCCCUUGUAAUCGACAGUACAAAACUGCAAGAAACGCAGCCGCAAGAAAUAACCUUCGAUAUUAUCUCAAUCGAAAAGAAACCCACUGAAACAACCUCAUUAGAAAUCACCCCAAAGAAAACUGAGACCUCAACUGUUGAGCUCAUUAAAGAGGUUAUACAGCCCAUGGAAUCGACAACUUUAGAAAUAGGCCCUAAAGAACCCACGUCUAAAGUUGCCACACUUGAGUUCAGCACAAAAGACAUGCCUGCUCCUUCUGUCCUUGAUGUUGAAAUCAAGGAACAGCCAUAUGAGACAACCACUUUAGAGCUUGCCCCACAUGAUCAGCUACAUACUGAGACAAUUACCCUUGAUUUGGAAGGGAAGCCCCAAGAGAUGCAGACAGUCACCUUUUCAGUUGACACCACUAAACCUCAGAAAGCGAAGCCGGUUGAAGUCCAGUUUGCUGUAUCUUCUGAGGAAGUAAAACCGACAAAAAGCAUAUCUGUUGAGUUUACCCCUGAACAGACUGAGCCGACCACCCUAACAUCAACCUCGACCGUGACCUUUGAUUUAGAAAGGAAACCUCAAGAGCCUCAGGAAGUGACUCUUGUUGUUGAUACCAUUCAACCACAAGAAACUCAACCAACUGAGGUUCAAUUUGAUAUAACUUCAGCUGAGAAGAGACCAGUGGAGACCACUAGUGUUGAAAUGACAACAACUUUGCAAGAAAUGCAGCCACAAGAAAUGACCUUUGAUAUAACCGCCACAAAAAAGACGCCUAUCGAGACAACAAGUAUGGAGGUUACCCCUAAACGGAAGGAGACAUCGACCCUUGAAUUGACUAAAGAAGUAAUCCAGCCAAUGGAAUCAACAACUCUUGAGAUUGGCCCCAAGGAACCAACAUCUGAGGUUGCCUCUAUCGAAUUUAUAACGGAGCAGAUCCCAAGCACUACGACUCUUGAUGUCAUGGUUGAAAAAAUGCCCCAUGAAACUGCUUCUUUGGAAAUUGCCCCUCAGCAGCAAUUUGAAACUUUAACUAUGGAUAUCCCGGAACAGGUUACCACCAAAAAGACAGUGAGAAAAACAGUUACCAAGAAGGAGGUCAAAAAGGAGGUCACUGAUGAUAAACCCACAGAGGUGACAACAGAGGUCACUACUUUUGAGAUACAACCAGAGGAACGUGGCUUUGAGGAGGCUAGUCUUACAUUUGAUGUGUCUACCAUGAAAACCAAACCAUCAACUGAAACUGUAGUUUCCAUGACCAUAGCGAAACCAGAAAAAGCUGACACUGUUUCUGAAGAGGUGACCUUUGUAACUACGGACAUCCUAGAGGAAACUGAUCAACCACAAUUUACUGUUUCUGAGCAAGCGGAAUUUUUCAUUGAAAUGCCAAAAAAAGAUGAUAAAAAGAAGACAAAGGUUGUAUCAACUGAAGAAACUGUAGAAUUUUUCAUCUCUGGUGAAGUAAAACCAACAGAAGAAGAAACUGCACCAUCAGAAAAGGUCAAAACGAAACUUGGUGUAUCUGACAAAAAGAAAAAACCAGAGUCAAAAGUUCAACCAACUGAAGAAACUGUUGAGGAGCUAAAACCUGGAGAGGUUAAACCAAAGGAAAAGAGAACUGCUCCAUCAGAAGAAGUGACUGUCGACCUGGACAUGCCUAAGAAGAAGAAGCAGGAGUUGCGAGUCAGGUUUGCAGAGGAGACUGUAAUGGCUGGUGAACCUGAGGAGCUGGGCCCAGAGGAAUUGGAGGAAGCCCCAUCUGAGGAGGUCACUCUGGAACUGGUUAUAUCUGAUAAGAAAAAGAAACCUGAAUCAAAAGUGAAGCCUACUGAGGAGACUGUCGAGCUGGUUUUGUCUGGGGAAGUGAAACCAAAGGAAUCAGAAGUUGCUCCAUCGCAGGAGGUCACACUUGAAUUUGGUGUUUCUGACAAGAAAAAGAAACCUCUGACAAAAGUCAAACCAACUGAGGAAACAGUGGAACACCUCAAACCAGGCGAAGUGAAACCACAGGAGGAAGAAGUUGCUCCAUCAGAGGAAGUCACACUUGAACUUGUUGUUUCUGACAAGAAAAAGAAACCUCUGACAAAGGUUAAACCAACUGAGGAAACAGUGGUACACCUCAAACCAGGCGAAGUGAAACCACAGGAGGAAGAAGUUGCUCCAUCAGAGGAAGUCACACUUGAACUUGUUGUUUCUGACAAGAAAAAGAAACCUCUGACAAAGGUUAAACCAACUGAGGAAACAGUGGAACACCUCAAACCAGGCGAAGUGAAACCACAGGAGGAAGAAGUUGCUCCAUCAGAGGAAGUCACACUUGAACUUGUUGUUUCUGACAAGAAAAAGAAACCUCUGACAAAGGUUAAAACAACUGAGGAAACAGUGGAACACCUCAAACCAGGCGAAGUGAAACCACAGGAGGAAGAAGUUGCUCCAUCAGAGGAGGUCACACUUGAACUUGUUGUUUCUGACAAGAAAAAGAAACCUCUUACAAAGGUUAAACCAACUGAGGAAACAGUGGAACACCUCAAACCAGGCGAGGUGAAACCACAGGAGGAAGAAGUUGCUCCAUCAGAGGAAGUCACACUUGAACUUGGUGUUUCUGACAAGAAAAAGAAACCUCUAACAAAGGUAAAACCAACUGAGGAAACAGUGGAACACCUCAAACCAGGCGAAGUGAAACCACAGGAGGAAGAAGUUGCUCCAUCAGAGGAAGUCACACUUGAACUUGUUGUUUCUGACAAGAAAAAGAAACCUCUGACAAAGGUUAAACCAUCUGAGGAAACAGUGGAACACCUCAAACCAGGCGAAGUGAAACCACAGGAGGAAGAAGUUGCUCCAUCAGAGGAAGUCACACUUGAACUUGUUGUUUCUGACAAGAAAAAGAAACCUCUGACAAAGGUUAAACCAACAGAGGAAACAGUGGAACACCUCAAACCAGGCGAAGUGAAACCACAGAAGGAAGAAGUUGCUCCAUCAGAGGAAGUCACACUUGAACUUGUUGUUUCUGACAAGAAAAAGAAACCUCUGACAAAGGUUAAACAAACCGAGGAAACAGUGGAACACCUCAAACCAGGCGAAGUGAAACCACAGGAGGAAGAAGUUGCUCCUUCACAGGAGGUCACACUUGAACUUGUUGUUUCUGACAAGAAAAAGAAACCUCUGACAAAGGUUAAACCAUCUGAGGAAACAGUGGAACACCUCAAACCAGGCGAAGUGAAACCACAGGAGGAAGAAGUUGCUCCAUCAGAGGAAGUCACACUUGAACUUGUUGUUUCUGACAAGAAGAAGAAACCUCUGACAAAGGUUAAACCAACUGAGGAAACAGUGGAACACCUCAAACCAGGCGAAGUGAAACCACAUGAGGAAGAAGUUGCUCCUUCACAGGAAGUCACACUUGAACUUGGUGUUUCUGACAAGAAAAAGAAACCUCUGACAAAGGUUAAACCAACUGAGGAAACAGUGGAACACCUCAAACCAGGCGAAGUGAAACCACAGGAGGAAGAAGUUGCUCCAUCAGAGGAAGUCACACUUGAACUUGUUGUUUCUGACAAGAAAAAGAAACCUCUAACAAAGGUAAAACCAACCGAGGAAACAGUGGAACACCUCAAACCAGGCGAAGUGAAACCACAGGAGGAAGAAGUUGCUCCUUCACAGGAAGUCACACUUGAACUUGUUGUUUCUGACAAGAAGAAGAAACCUCUGACAAAGGUAAAACCAACUGAGGAAACAGUGGAACACCUCAAACCAGGCGAAGUGAAACCACAGGAGGAAGAAGUUGCUCCAUCACAGGAGGUCACACUUGAACUUGGUGUUUCUGACAAGAAAAAGAAACCUCUGACAAAAGUCAAACCAACUGAGGAAACAGUGGAACACCUCAAACCAGGCGAGGUGAAACCACAGGAGGAGGAAGUUGCUCCAUCAGAGGAAGUCACACUUGAACUUGUUGUUUCUGACAAGAAAAAGAAACCUCUGACAAAGGUUAAACCAUCUGAGGAAACAGUGGAACACCUCAAACCAGGCGAAGUGAAACCACAGGAGGAAGAAGUUGCUCCAUCAGAGGAAGUCACACUUGAACUUAUUGUUUCUGACAAGAAAAAGAAACCUCUGACAAAGGUAAAACCAUCUGAGGAAACAGUGGAACACCUCAAACCAGGCGAAGUGAAACCACAGGAGGAAGAAGUUGCUCCAUCAGAGGAAGUCACACUUGAACUUGUUGUUUCUGACAAGAAAAAGAAACCUCUGACAAAGGUUAAACCAACUGAGGAAACAGUGGAACACCUCAAACCAGGCGAAGUGAAACCACAGAAGGAAGAAGUUGCUCCAUCAGAGGAAGUCACACUUGAACUUGUUGUUUCUGACAAGAAAAAGAAACCUCUGACAAAGGUUAAACCGACCGAGGAAUUAGUGGAACACCUCAAACCAGGCGAAGUGAAACCACAGGAGGAGGAAGUUGCUCCAUCAGAGGAAGUCACACUUGAACUUGUUGUUUCUGAUAAGAAAAAGAAACCUCUGACAAAGGUUAAACCAACUGAGGAAACAGUGGAACACCUCAAACCAGGCGAAGUGAAACCACAGGAGGAAGAAGUUGCUCCUUCACAGGAAGUCACACUUGAACUUGUUGUUUCUGACAAGAAAAAGAAACCUCUGACAAAGGUUAAACCAACUGAGGAAACAGUGGAACACCUCAAACCAGGCGAAGUGAAACCACAUGAGGAAGAAGUUGCUCCAUCAGAGGAAGUCACACUUGAACUUGUUGUUUCUGACAAGAAAAAGAAACCUCUUACAAAGGUUAAACCAACUGAGGAAACAGUGGAACACCUCAAACCAGGCGAAGUGAAACCACAGGAGGAAGAAGUUGCUCCAUCACAGGAAGUCACACUUGAACUUGGUGUUUCUGACAAGAAAAAGAAACCUCUUACAAAGGUUAAACCAACCGAGGAAACAGUGGAACACCUCAAACCAGGCGAAGUGAAACCACAGGAGGAAGAAGUUGCUCCAUCAGAGGAAGUCACACUUGAACUUGUUGUUUCUGAUAAGAAGAAAAAACCUUUGAGCAAGGUUAAACCAACUGAAGAAACCGUUGACGAAUUGGCUCCUGGGGAUGUCAUGCCACAAGAGGCCACAGUUGUUUCUUCUGAAGAUGUCACUCUUGAAUUGGCAGUUUCUGGGAAGAAAAAGAAACCUUCGACUCACAUUAAACCAACUGAGGAAACAGUACAGGAACUAAAACCAGAUCAACUUAAACCACAAGAGGAGAAAGUAGCCCCUUCAGAAGACGUAAAAGUGGAACUAGGAAUUUCUGAAAAGAAGAAGAAACCUUCCACUCAUAUUAAACCAACGGAGGAAACUGUUGAUGCAGCUAUUUCUGGCAGAGUUGAAAGCAGAAAGAAGAUCGAUACAGCACCAUCUGAGGAGGUCACUGUCACUUUAGACAUUUCUACUCAGAAGGAAAAGGCUGUAUCUGUAGACGUAACUGCCAAGCAACCAGAGGAGGUAUCUGCUGAAUUUGCAAUUGCUCAGGAGACAGCUUCUGAAGAGGUCUCUAUAGAUAUUGAACUCACUCCAAAGAAAAAGCCAGGUGCCAAAACCAAAGCAGAACUCAAGGGCAAACCUAAAAAAGAGGAAGCAGUUACAAUUGAUGUCGCGGCCCAGAGUGCUGAGGAAGUUUCAGCAGAAUUUGCUGUUGUUCAGGAGACGACUUCUGAGGAGGUUUCUGUUGAUAUUGAACUCACUCCUAAGAAAAAGCCGGCUGCCAAAACCAAAGCAGAACUCAAGGGCAAACCUAAAAAGGAGGAAUCAGUCACAAUUGAUGUCACGGCCCAGAGUGCUGAGGAAGUUUCAGCAGAAAUUGCUGUUGGUCAGGAGACAACAUCUGAAGAGGUUUCUGUUGAUAUUGAACUCACUCCAAAGAAAAAGCCAGUUGCCAAGACCAAAGCAGAACUCAAGGGCAAACCUAAAAAGGAGGAAGCAGUUACAAUUGAUGUCACAGCCCAGAGUGCUGAGGAAGUUUCUGCAGAAUUUGCUGUUGUUCAGGAGACAACAUCUGAUGAUGUUUCUGUUGAUAUUGAACUCACUCCAAAGAAAAAGCCGGCUGCCAAAACCAAAGCAGAACUCAAGGGCAAACCUAAAAAGGAGGAAGCAGUUACAAUUGAUGUCACAGCCCAGAGUGCUGAGGAAGUUUCUGCAGAAUUUGCUGUUGUUCAGGAGACAACAUCUGAGGAUGUUUCUGUUGAUAUUGAACUCACUCCAGAGAAAAAGCCGGCUGCCAAAACCAAAGCAGAACUCAAGGGCAAACCUAAAAAGGAGGAAUCAGUCACAAUUGAUGUCACGGCCCAGAGUGCUGAGGAAGUUUCAGCAGAAAUUGCUGUUGUUCAGGAGACAACAUCUGAGGAUGUUUCUGUUGAUAUUGAACUCACUCCAAAGAAAAAGCCGGCUGCCAAAACCAAAGCAGAACUCAAGGGCAAACCUAAAAAGGAGGAAUCAGUCACAAUUGAUGUCACGGCCCAGAGUGCUGAGGAAGUUUCAGCAGAAAUGGCUGUUGUUCAGGAGACAACAUCUGAGGAUGUUUCUGUUGAUAUUGAACUCACUCCAAAGAAAAAGCCGGCUGCCAAAACCAAAGCAGAACUCAAGGGCAAACCUAAAAAGGAGGAAACAGUUACAAUUGAUGUCACGGCCCAGAGUGCUGAGGAAGUUUCAGCAGAAUUUGCUGUUGUUCAGGAGACAACAUCUGAGGAUGUUUCUGUUGAUAUUGAACUCACUCCAAAGAAAAAGCCGGCUGCCAAAACCAAAGCAGAACUCAAGGGCAAACCUCAAAAGGAGGAAUCAGUCACAAUUGAUGUCACGGCCCAGAGUGCUGAGGAAGUUUCAGCAGAAAUUGAUGUUGUUCAGGAGACAACAUCUGAGGAUGUUUCUGUUGAUAUUGAACUCACUCCAAAGAAAAAGCCGGCUGCCAAAACCAAAGCAGAACUCAAGGGCAAACCUAAAAUGGAGGAAACAGUUACAAUUGAUGUCACGGCCCAGAGUGCUGAGGAAGUUUCAGCAGAAUUUGCUGUUGUUCAGGAGACAACAUCUGAGGAUGUUUCUGUUGAUAUUGAACUCACUCCAAAGAAAAAGCCGGCUGCCAAAACCAAAGCAGAACUCAAGGGCAAACCUAAAAAGGAGGAAUCAGUCACAAUUGAUGUCACGGCCCAGAGUGCUGAGGAAGUUUCAGCAGAAAUUGCUGUUGUUCAGGAGACAACAUCUGAGGAUGUUUCUGUUGAUAUUGAACUCACUCCAAGGAAAAAGCCAGAUACCAAAACCAAAGCAGAACUCAAAGGGAAACCACAGAAGGAGGAAGCAGUUACAACUGAUGUCACGGCUCUGAGAUCAGAGGAAGUUAGUGUCGAUUUUGCAAUGGUGCAUGAGGCUCCCACUGUUGAGGCAGAAUUGGAGGUUACCAAGAAGAAAAAGCCAAAGGUCAAGAGUGAAAUAGAGGUUGAAGCAGUGGGUGAUCGGGUUCCUAAGGUUGAAGAUGUCGAGGCUGAUUUCACUAUCGAUAUAUCCCGCACUGAUAUGCAGGCUGUGGCUCAGCCCGAUAGCGCUGCAAGCGUUACCUUGGAUCUCCGCCAAGAGGUUGAACCUAUAGACGCCAGCGUGGAUACCAGACACAAAGAAAAACCUGAGGAGAAAAAGUCACUGCUUGAAAUCACAACUCGAGUUCAGGAGAAACCUAAAGAGGAGGGCGCUAUCACAAUCGAUGUCACAGCCCAGAGACCAGUAAAAGUGUCUGCAGAAUUUGCAGUCCUUCAGGAAACGGAUGAGAUCACUUUUGACGUCGAAUCCAAUCUAAAGAAAAAGCCUGAUGUCAAAGUGAAGACUGACAUGAAAGGCAAACCUAAAAAGGAGGAAGCUGUUACUAUUGAUGUCACUGCUCAGAGGCCAGAGGACGUUUCAGCAGAAGUAGCAGUCAUUCAAGAAACACCAUCAGAAGACGUCUCUGUUGAGCUUGAAGCCACUCGGAAGAAGAAGCCUGAUGCUAAAGUCAAAGUUGACAUGAAAGGCAAACCAAAAAUGGAGGAAGCUGUCACUAUUGAUGUCACUGCUCAGAGGCCAGAGGAAGUUUCUGCAGACAUUGUUGUUCUUCAGGAAACCCCAACUGAUGGAGUGACCAUGGACCUUGAAAUUACUCAAAAGAAAAAGCCUGAUGUAAAGGUCAAAGCAGACUUGAAAGGCAAACCUAAAAAGGAGGAAGCCACCACUGUUGAUGUCACUGCUCAGAGGCCAGAGGAAGAUUCUGCGGAGUUGGCAGUUGUUCAGGACACAACUAUUGAAGAUGUCUCUGUGGAUAUUGAAGUCACAAAGAAGAAAAAGCCCGAUGCUAAACUCAAAGUUGACAUGAAAGGCAAACCUAAAAAGGACGAAGCUGUUACUAUUGAUGUCACCGCUCAGAGGCCAGAGGAGGUUUCAGUAGAGUUGGCAGUUGUUGAGGAGGCUUCAUUAGAAGAUGUCUCUGUUGCUCUUGAAGUCACAAAGAAGAAAAAGCCUGAUGCUAAGGUCAAAGUAGACUUGAAAGGCAAACCUAAAAAGGACGAAGCUGUUACUAUUGAUAUCACUGCUCAGAGGCCAGAGGAAGUUUCUGCGGAGUUGGUAGUUGUUGAGGAAGCUCCAUCUGAAGAUGUCUCUGUUGCUAUUGAAGUCACAAAGAAGAAAAAGCCUGAUGCUAAGGUCAAAGUAGACUUGAAAGGCAAACCUAAAAAGGACGAAGCUGUUACUAUUGAUGUCACUGCUCAGAGGCCAGAGGAAGUUUCUGCAGAGUUGGCAGUUGUUGAGGAAGCUCCAUCUGAAGAUGUCUCUGUUGCUCUUGAAGUCACAAAGAAGAAAAAGCCUGAUGCUAAAGUCAAAACGGACAUGAAAGGCAAACCUAAAAAGGACGAAGCUGUUACUAUUGAUAUCACUGCUCAGAGGCCAGAGGAAGUUUCUGCGGAGUUGGUAGUUGUUGAGGAAGCUCCAUCUGAAGAUGUCUCUGUUGCUGUUGAAGUCACAAAGAAGAAAAAGCCUGAUGCUAAGGUCAAAGUAGACUUGAAAGGAAAACCUAAAAAGGAGGAAGCUGUUACUAUUGAUGUCACUGCUCAGAGGCCAGAGGAAGUUUCUGCGGAGUUGGUAGUUGUUGAGGAAGCUCCAUCUGAAGAUGUCUCUGUUGCUCUUGAAGUCACAAAGAAGAAAAAGCCUGAUGCUAAGGUCAAAGUAGACUUGAAAGGUAAACCUAAAAAGGACGAAGCUGUUACUAUUGAUGUCACUGCUCAGAGGCCAGAGGAAGUUUCUGCAGAGUUGGCAGUUGUUGAGGAAGCUCCAUCUGAAGAUGUCUCUGUUGCUCUUGAAGUCACAAAGAAGAAAAAGCCUGAUGCUAAGGUCAAAGUAGACUUGAAAGGCAAACCUAAAAAGGACGAAGCUGUUACUAUUGAUAUCACUGCUCAGAGGCCAGAGGAAGUUCCUGCGGAGUUGGUAGUUGUUGAGGAAGCUCCAUCUGAAGAUGUCUCUGUUGAUCUUGAAGUCACAAAGAAGAAAAAGCCUGAUGCUAAGGUCAAAGUAGACUUGAAAGGGAAACCUAAAAAGGACGAAGCUGUUACUAUUGAUGUCACUGCUCAGAGGCCAGAGGAGGUUUCAGUAGAGUUGGCAGUUGUUGAGGAAGCUCCAUCUGAAGAUGUCUCUGUUGCUCUUGAAGUCACAAAGAAGAAAAAGCCUGAUGCUAAGGUCAAAGUAGACUUGAAAGGCAAACCUAAAAAGGACGAAGCUGUUACUAUUGAUGUCACUGCCCAGAGGCCAGAGGAGGUUUCAGUAGAGUUGGCAGUUGUUGAGGAGGCUUCCUUAGAAGAUGUCUCUGUUGAUCUUGAAGUCACAAAGAAGAAAAAGCCUGAUGCUAAAGUCAAAACGGACAUGAAAGGCAAACCUAAAAAGGACGAAGCUGUUACUAUUGAUGUCACUGCUCAGAGGCCAGAGGAAGUUUCUGCGGAGUUGGUAGUUGUUGAGGAAGCUCCAUCUGAAGAUGUCUCUGUUGCUGUUGAAGUCACAAAGAAGAAAAAGCCUGAUGCUAAGGUCAAAGUAGACUUGAAAGGAAAACCUAAAAAGGAGGAAGCUGUUACUAUUGAUGUCACUGCUCAGAGGCCAGAGGAAGUUUCUGCGGAGUUGGUAGUUGUUGAGGAAGCUCCAUCUGAAGAUGUCUCUGUUGCUCUUGAAGUCACAAAGAAGAAAAAGCAAGAUGCUAAGGUCAAAGUAGACUUGAAAGGCAAACCUAAAAAGGACGAAGCUGUUACUAUUGAUGUCACUGCCCAGAGGCCAGAGGAGGUUUCAGUAGAGUUGGCAGUUGUUGAGGAGGCUUCCUUAGAAGAUGUCUCUGUUGAUCUUGAAGUCACAAAGAAGAAAAAGCCUGAUGCUAAAGUCAAAACGGACAUGAAAGGCAAACCUAAAAAGGACGAAGCUGUUACUAUUGAUGUCACUGCCCAGAGGCCAGAGGAGGUUUCUGCGGAGUUGGUAGUUGUUGAGGAAGCUCCAUCUGAAGAUGUCUCUGUUGCUCUUGAAGUCACAAAGAAGAAAAAGCCUGAUGCUAAGGUCAAAGUAGACUUGAAAGGCAAACCUAAAAAGGACGAAGCUGUUACUAUUGAUGUCACUGCUCAGAGGCCAGAGGAAGUUUCUGCGGAGUUGGUGGUUGUUGAGGAAGCUCCAUCUGAAGAUGUCUCUGUUGCUCUUGAAGUCACAAAGAAGAAAAAGCCUGAUGCUAAGGUCAAAGUAGACUUGAAAGGCAAACCUAAAAAGGACGAAGCUGUUACUAUUGAUGUCACUGCUCAGAGGCCAGAGGAAGUUUCUGCGGAGUUGGCAGUUGUUGAGGAAGCUCCAUCUGAAGAUGUCUCUGUUGAUCUUGAAGUCACAAAGAAGAAAAAGCCUGAUGCUAAGGUCAAAGUAGACUUGAAAGGCAAACCUAAAAAGGACGAAGCUGUUACUAUUGAUGUCACUGCUCAGAGGCCGGAGGAAGUUUCUGCGGAGUUGGCAGUUGUUGAGGAAGCUCCAUCUGAAGAUGUCUCUGUUGCUCUUGAAGUCACUCAAAAGAAAAAGCCUGAUGCCAAAACCAAGGCAGAACUCAAGGACAAAUCAAAGAAGGUUGAAGCAACGGACGCUGCUCUGAAGGUGUCUGCUGAUCAGAAAGCGGAGGGGGCUGUUGCAGUGGAUGCCAGACGUAAAGGUAUUCUGCAUGUUCUAAUACAGAACUAG